AUGGCUGACAUAAAGGCGGUCCCGCCUUCCCUUCGGAGCCGGAAAAAAUUCGCCUCGACUUCGGUGUUUCCCCUCCGAACAUCCGCAACACUUUUCGGAGGCACCCUGCGAGCAAAACUCAGGUCAUAUCCUAUCGCAACGAGUGUCGCAAGACCCUCACCCGUGCUGUCAAAAUGGCAGACCGAACUGCAACUGAUGCGAAGCCGAAAUGCACCCCGGCCGAGCUCAUGCUGAAGGUCAUUCUGACGGGGACUCUGAGCCACUAUGAGACUCGCGGCAUGAUCGACGAAACGCGUCUGGAACAUAUGCUGGCGGCGGGGAAGUCGAUACUGUAUAAAACUCACCAAGAAAGCGAUGUCAGACACAAUCUGGGCCUGUCGCCGGACAUUUGGCAGGGCUUUACGGACGUAUUGACCAAAGCGAUCCCGGUCCUCGAAUCGCAAUCUUUUGCUUGGAAAUGCCCUCCGAACGCAAGCUUCGACCACUCGUCCUCCAACCUCAUCGCCUUCAACUACUCUUCACUCGUCAAGGACAUUGAGCGCCUUAAUGACUUAUGUACUAUCGCGCGAAACCUUCUUGCGACCACGAAAAAGGCGCAAAACAUGGCGGCAGAGAAGGGGUUUGAUCAGAGAAUUCUGGCGUUGGUAGACACUUGUGUCCGAGUGACGGCGCGGGGCUUUGAUGGAGAAACCAAUGCGAGGAAUGAGGAGCGUUGGCAGAAAGUGGUCAAUCUUUACAAACGGCUGCUGAUUACCUGCCUGCAAUUCCUGCAUAAUUUCAUCAUGCACAAUGAGCAACGGAAGAUAGUCCUCUGGUUAGAUCUUUUCGGGUACCAUUCGACUGGAGAUUCCAAUAUCAUCCAACCCAAAGAACCGUUUGAUCCAGCCAUGACUCAACCUGAGGGGGUUGCGCCGAUCGUGAUGUCCGGAGAGAGAAUAGUCAAUCCCCCGAUACGGGCUCUGUAUGACCAAACGGCGGAGGACCUGCUUCUCGAGACCAUAUCCAACUUCCCCCGGGAACCUGCGACCAUCAAAGAGGAGGCGGCGAUGUUGCUUCUCGCCAACAUCAAGGACCACAUGGAAAAGCUUCUUGGACGCGACCUGACCGCCAUUAAGGAAAUGGGCAAGGAUCCGGAACAGGUCAAGGAGAUUCGCGCCGCGCUUACUGCCAUACUCGGAGCGAAGGUUGAUGGAUGGACCGACCUUCAAGACCGAGCGAAAGACCUUCCCCCGGCCCUGCCCGAAGAUGAGCCCCCGCGCAAGAAAUCCAUACUCACGAUCGACCGUAGCUUGACUGCAGGGUUUCCUCGCCUCUGCUGGUCCGAUUUCCCGGAUCUUCCGGAUCUUAGCGACUACGGUGCUUUAGCAUCAGGCGACGCAGCCAUCAUGGAUGAGGACACAAGCAUGCCGCGAUCUGCUCAGUCUGCUGCUGAGACACUCCAAGAAGCCAAGGAUGAGCUGAUGGCACGUCUGCAGGAAUCGUCACAGCUCGGCGACGGCGCGGAUGGAGAUUACGAUACUGGCGAUGCCGGGACGGUUGGUGAUGACGACUCACGGAGCCUGGAAGCGGUGGCUGACGGGAGCAUGGAGGAAGAGGAGGAAGACGACGAGGAUGAUGACGACGACUACCGAGGCCGUCCAGGCGACCAACAACGUGGCUUGCUGACAGACAUUCCGUUGGUUCUUGGACCGGCAGAGAUCGAGGCUCUUCCAAUGAUCAUUCAAGCCGGCAUUGUGGACAGCUUUGGCCUCAAGGGCGGAGAAAGGUCGGGCACAAGGAACAUGCAGUCCCUUCGCUGUCACAUUCUACUCACCCAGGAAACCGGUCGAAACCUCCUCCGAGAGCUGCUAAUCUUCAUCGCCGCAUGGGACCUGCCUGACGACGAACUCUACUUCAAGAUGAUGGUGCAGAUCAUGGAUGCCGUUCUACGCAACGGAUUAAUGUCCCAUGCUUAUUCCGAUUUUGGCCAGCCCAAGGACAUUAUCUCCCCAGCGCAGGCAGUUGUCGUGAAGAUCCUCACUCACAUCUUCCGAGCCAAAUACUCGCCUGCCUCGGUCACCGGAUCCACGCAGGCCAACCCUACCAAGAGCCCGGCUCCGCUAUCGAGGGUCGACAUUCUGACCGUGCGCUACAUCUUCACCAUCUUCCGCGGUAAUAUCAUUCCUGAGACCUGCGCGUUGAUCUACCUCCAGGGCCAGAUCCGGGCUGGACGGGCUCUUCCCGAGGACUUCCCUCUGAACCUGUGGGAUAUGGAACGCGUCUACGAAGGUGUCUACCAAUUCCUCGAAUUCUUCGCCGUGCUUACCGAAAACAACGACUGGAAAAACCUAUUGGUCAAAUGGGAGAUCGUCUACGAUCUGGUCACGUUGAUCAAGGAGCUCGAAGCCAGCAUCCCUAAGGGACAAUUAAGUGCCCUGCCAUUCGGACGCAGCAGCAGCCCUUCUAAGGACUCCCAGCAUGGCGGUGCAGCCCCCGGACCAGUCGCGGUGGAACGGCCCUACGAUCCCAGUGACCCUGAUCCGGUGGACGCGGGCCCCGGAUCUCGAGCAGAGUCCCCCCCUAUCACCGAAGAUCCAUCGGAGUUCGAGUGGCGCAAUCUCAAGAAGCUGGUUGUGCUCGUUCUCUCGUCGUUGGUCUGGAAGUGCCCUGAGGUGCAGGACCAGAUUCGUCGACAUGGUGGUGUCGAAGCCGUGCUGUCUUGCACCAACUUCGAUGCGCAUAACCCGUACAUCAAGGAGCACGCUGUCAUGUGCCUGAAGUUCUUGCUGGAGGGCAACCGCGAGAACCAGAGGCUCGUAGAGGAGCUGGAAGCGCGCGAGGUUGUGAAGGAUGACGGGGGGCUGUUGGAGAAGAGCGGAUUCGAGGCGGUGAUUGACAAGACAGGCAAGCUGGCUAUUAGACCGAAGGAGGGUCCGGCCGAGAAGAAGUGAUCAGACUUGCUGGGUCGUAGUUUAUCAUGCCGCA
Molecule: messenger RNA, 2964 nt
Organism: Aspergillus melleus
Lineage: Eukaryota; Fungi; Ascomycota; Eurotiomycetes; Eurotiales; Aspergillaceae
Product: Ataxin-10 homo-association domain-containing protein
Exons: 2
Coding region: 174-2930 (918 amino acids)
Cellular component (GO): cytosol
Source: RefSeq, a predicted model, not a curated record